UACCGGUUCUAGAACAUUCAAACGCUUCGAGAGUUCGUAACAGACAAUUGGCAUUAUCUUCGUAACAGAACAGAGUCAUGUCGGCGCCGGUGCUCGUUCUUAACCAGAAUUCUAAGCGUGAAUCGGGACGCAAGGUCCAACUAGGUAAUGUCGCAGCCGCUAAAACGAUAGCUGACGUUAUAAGAACAUGUUUGGGUCCAAGGUCUAUGCUGAAAAUGCUAAUGGACCCAAUGGGUGGGAUCGUGAUGACAAAUGAUGGGAACGCCAUCCUCCGUGAGAUCACAGUCCAACAUCCAGCAGCCAAGUCCAUGAUAGAGAUCAGCAGGACACAAGAUGAGGAGGUGGGAGACGGGACAACCUCAGUGAUCAUCUUAGCAGGGGAGAUGAUGACAGCAGCUGAGCAGUUCCUGGAGCAGAAUAUGCAUCCAACAGUGAUCAUUGGUGCUUACCGGAAAGCUCUGGAUGACAUGCAAGAGAUCUUAGGAGAAAUGAGCGUGGAAGUGGAUGUGAACAAGAAGUCCGAGAUGAGGAAGAUAGUGAAGAGCGCGAUCGGGACGAAGUUCAUCAAUAAGUGGGCAGACCUUGCUUGCGACAUGGCCAUCAAAGCUGUGUCCACUGUUGUGCUUGAAAAUGCCAGCACUGGAAGAAGGGAGAUUGAUAUUAAACGUUAUGCUAAGGUGGAGAAGGUUCCUGGAGGUAUCUUGGAGGACUCUGAAGUCCUGGAUGGAGUGAUGAUUAAUAAGGAUGUGACGCAUCCAGCAAUGAAGAGGAAGAUUGAGAACCCAAGGAUCCUCCUCCUGGAUUGCUCCUUGGAGUACCAAAAGGGUGAGAGCCAAACUGACAUGGAGCUGAGUAAUGAAACAGAUUUUGAGAAGAUCCUCCAGAUGGAGGAGGAAUACAUCAAGAAAGUAACGAGAGACAUCAUUGCUUUUAAACCUGAUCUAGUUUUCACUGAAAAAGGAAUCUCCGAUCUUGCGCAAUAUUAUUUAUCCAAGGCGAAUAUCACGGCUAUCAGGAGACUUCGGAAGUCUGAUAAUAAUCGUAUCGCUCGUGCCUGUGGCGCCACCGUGUGCUCAAGAACAGAGGAGAUAAGAGAAGAGGACAUAGGAACUGAGGCCGGGCUGUUUGAGGUCCGGAAGUUUGGUGAAGAGUAUUUCACCUUCAUCACUAAAUGCAAGAACCCGAAGGCGUGCACCAUCUUGCUUCGUGGAGCGAGUAAAGAUGUGUUAAUGGAGGUUGAGAGGAAUCUUCAGGAUGCGAUGCAGGUGACGAGGAACGUGAUGAUCAACCCACAACUUCUACCAGGUGGUGGCGCUGUGGAGAUGGCAGUUGCUCAAAAGAUGAAGGCGCUGUCGAAAUCCAUGAUGGGGGUGGAGCAGUGGCCGUACCGAGCUGUCGCUGAUGCAUUGGAGAUUAUACCGCGUACCUUGAUACAGAAUUGUGGUGCAAGCACAAUACGUACGAUCACCGCACUCCGUGCUAAACAUGCAGAUGCUGGGAAUGAAACAUGGGGAGUGAACGGAGAAUCUGGGCAGAUCGCGGAUAUGAACGUGCUCGAUGUAUGGGAACCUUUGUCUGUUAAACUUCAAACGUACAAGACAGCUAUGGAGACCGCCAUGCUAUUGCUUAGAAUUGAUGAUAUUGUUUCUGGAACUAAAAAGGCAGAAGGAGGGGAGGGAACUGGAACAGCCGCGCCCACUGGAGCAUGAGAUUUUUUUUUAAAUAUUGCAUGUUGGAUUUAAAGUGAAUUUGUGUUGUGAGCGUUACUUCAAUUUCGCGCUGUAGUUUCAAGUAUUUUUUAUAACCAGGAAAUACAAUUGAAUUCAAGUUUA
Molecule: messenger RNA, 1832 nt
Organism: Ciona intestinalis (vase tunicate)
Lineage: Eukaryota; Metazoa; Chordata; Ascidiacea; Phlebobranchia; Cionidae
Source: RefSeq, a predicted model, not a curated record